This is a messenger RNA of Cyclospora cayetanensis, 3678 nucleotides long. RefSeq lists its product as uncharacterized. The record is from RefSeq and is a predicted model, not a curated record. Bases 1 to 3678 code for a protein of 1225 amino acids. The transcript is spliced from 3 exons. NCBI's taxonomy places the organism in Eukaryota, Apicomplexa, Conoidasida, Eucoccidiorida, Eimeriidae.
AUGCGUGAUGGAGGCCAAGAGGCUACGGUUGUUGCAAUGCAGCUACUUUUUCGAGAAAUCCCUAGAAAGUUAAAAGCACAAAGGGCGAAUGUUACUCAUACUGACUAUGUACAGGGGGUAGUUGGCAGACCGAUAGCCGCAGCGUGUGUUGCUGACUGUCUACCCAACCCCCCUCGCGAAACCGACCACCACCAGCGACGAAUAUCCCAAAGCCGCCAUCCGGUGGGAUCGUCUGCGUCUUCCGCCGGUUUGCUUAGUGUUAGCGGACAUACAGCGACUAAAUUGGCCAGCAGCGGCACGAGUGAGACACACGCUACGAAGGAUACGGGGAUUUUGUAUGGGAAGUCCACCGGCGCAGGUCUGAACAGCCAGCAAGCGGCACCAUACGGAACAAGCACUGGCGGUUAUUCUUCGUGGAGCUCGUCUGUGAAUACAUCUCUGAACCCUCCAACUUUAUUCCCGCAGCUUCUAAGCACACAUCAGGACGGCAGCAAGACAGGUGGGACCGGCAUCUAUCCUGGACACAGUCCCUCACUCCAACCUAUGCAGACCGGCGGAUCGUGCAGCGCAACACUCCAUGCAGGCCCAAGCCGCGCUUGGGGACUGAAUCCAACUGUUUCAACUGUUGCAAGCCUUCUUUCCGAUUCUCAGAAUGCGCUGCCACCAGGUGAUGCAGACUCAGGCUUCCUCAGCAAGCAUAGCGUAUCGCACUGGUCAGGGAGCGCCGGGCUGGCGACGCACUCGCUGACCAAGACGGCCAAACUGAAUUCCUUAGCCGAAAGUCAAGGGUUUCUGACGACGAGCACCCGGAACGGGCCUUUCUCAGCAUCUUCAAAUAUAAAUACGCGGCUGCUUCCCUGCGUGCCCCCUUUGACCGUCAAGCGCACUGCUCAUGCAGCUCCCCAACCAGAGCCCGUACGAGAGUCAAGGCCAGAAUCGUCGGAGGGUUCUAGUCGCCUGCGCGAACUUUCGUCAUCGACUCUGAAAUUGAGCAGCCUUGGCGAAUCUGUAGACAUGUGCAGACACUAUCCGUCGCCCGCCCUUCGAGCUCCCACUUCCACUUUCUUGACCCAAAUUCGUAAAGGUGUGCCCCACGUGCAACGCUCACUGGGGUCGCCCCUCGCCUCCAGCUGCCUCACAGAAUCUGCCUCCUCAAUGAACCUCCACCGACAAAGCGAGAUGUAUCUUACUCAGUUGAAGGACAGCAGAGACGGGGCAUCGUCGUCUACCUUUGCGCUCCCCACGACUUACACCCCAGCCGAGCGGCUUCUCCUCCUUUCCAGCAAGCGGCACCAUUUGCAACCCAAUGCAGCGCUUGCAGCACCCUCAGCAGCUUGCACCGGCGCGCAGGAGGCCUUCCACUCCCCAGCGGCUGAUUGGGCAGCAGAUCAGGACGACCACGCAAAUAUGGAGAAUAAGCAGCAAAAUUUUCCACGGUUUACGGGGAGCUCUGUGGAAUUUUCCGGCUCCCUUCCAGCGCCUGGCCCAAGGACUGAGCGCGUUAGGGGGUUUGUGGAAUUUUUGAGGGAACUCUACAUGGAUCAAGACCAGAUACCGGCAUCGAGCGUUGUAGAAUGCUUGGCCACGCUUGCCUCGUACGCGCAAGGCCUUCCCGCUCCACAGGGUUCCUCUCUGCCAUGGUGUUGCGUUGCGGAUCGCGAGAUUGCACCGGGUGAAAAGGAUCUUAUUUGCUUAAAGGACCGCGUCGUUGUGAGGCUGCUGAAUACCUUGAUGCGCUCCGCUGUUUUGAGCACUACGCAGCUGUCGGCGACUAACUCUUCCUCCAGGAGGGAGGCCGGUGACCCCACAGGAGGAGGGCUUGGCGCAAGUGUAGGGAGCGAUCCACUGGUCGUCGUGUUGUCCAGCUGUCCAUCUGGUUGGGUGCGUGUUAGUUUGCAGCCGUCAAGCGAGUGCAGUGAAUCGGCGGAAGGCGGAACUCCGUCGCUGAUCCCGUUGGCGGCAUGCAGUUCGGCGGCUCUUUUAGUCUCUGCCAUCGAAACCCUCUCCAGACACCACCACAUGCGUAUGAGUGCAGCGCCUGCGGCGAAGUCGAAUUCCCAUAGAAGUGUGCAUCUCUGCUAUUCCUCGCUACUGCGCUGGCUGUGGGAUGAGGUGAGGGCCAGGCGGCGGGAGGCCCUGCCGUUCGACGUGAGCACUUCCCUCAUUGCCUGCGAAGCCUGCUCUUCGUCCAUUUGCAGCGACGCGGAGUGCGCAGCCGUGUUGCCAAACCCAGGGAGUCUCUCUGAAUGGCUCAGGAACUGUAACUUCGAUUUGGCGCUCUUGCUUCUUCUGGCCCUCGCAUCGCGGCCUGUGCGGCCGGCUCUGACUGUCCAGCUCUUGGAACAAACUUCGGCGCACUUGGGCAAAUGCUCGGCUGUUGGAGUAGCUGCCUGGCUCCGAGCGAGCGCCGUCAUGGGCGUUUCCUCACUGGAAAACCCCGCGAUCUUUGGCCGCGUCCUCAAUGCAGUCGCAGACCUGUUGCCAGAGAUUCCCCUGGGGACUGUUUUGGCCGACGUCUUAUGGGCAAUGACUCUCUGCCGGAUCCCUUCGCGUGAUAUCUUCCUUCAGGCGGCCUCCGGCAUUGGUCGCAACAUGCACAUGUUUGAGCUAGAUGACUUGUGCCUCAUCGCCUGUUGCUACGCGCUGCAGAGCAAGGGCUUUGGUGGCGUCUCUGCAGACAGCCGCGGCUGGUCUUACGGGGGCUACCCCCUUCCUUCCGAGUUUCUUCGACGCCCCACAGGCCUUAAGGCGUACUGCCUGCUGGGGGCCGUAAAAAUAGCUGACACGGGCCCUACGCCUACUCUGGGAUCUACUAACUACACCUUGGAGACUACGCAGCGUGAGGCUAGUGGAAGACGCUUUGAGGAGAACAGGGAGCACAAAGCGCGCUGUCCUAUUAAGGGGACGUGGACUCCUGAGGAGUUGAUUUGUGCAAUUGUGGACACCUGUCAAGGCUCCUACACGCAUAUUGGCCCGCAGUACAGUCGUGUUCUCGACUUCACGCGCAAGAUCAUGGGCAUUACUGCGGGGAAUUCUGCUACUGCAGCUCCCUACCUGCAAGGCGAUCGCAGCAGGGGCUUUCUAGGAAGUGCAGCUGGCUCCUCCUCCGACGGGGAGCCUUCGAAUCGUGCAGAAGUAUUUCAUGACCCCGCAAGCGACCGCUUUGGAUCAGUCGGUACAGAUCGCCUUCCCUCGGAUGAUGCUGGGGUCGCCGCAGUGCACCCUACAGACGAAGUAUCGCGGCUAGCCAGUAGCGCCCUUCGCGCUUCGAUGGCUGGGGCGGCAGCAGUUCGUGCGUCCCCAGAGAUAGCUGAAAAGAGUCUUCAAACGGAAUUCUCUGACAACUUCAGGGCUAUUGCGGGUGAAGAACAAGCCUCUACGCGAGAGUGCGGGGCUGUGCAUCAAGAACCAGGUAGCGAUACUCCGCCAUCCAGUCAAGAAAUAGGUCCCAUGUGGGGUGAUCAGUACGUGCCGGCGCCGGCUAGGCUAUGUGCACUCCAUAACUUUGGAGCUGACGUUCACGCAAAAGGUCCACCUGGGCGCAGGAAGCUCUGCGGGGUUUUCGCUUCCUUCUGUCACACUUUGGCUUUUUGGGAAGGCUGUGUAUCCUUUACAGUCCGCGCAUUCUUUGGCUAUUUGUUCAUCGUUUUCGCACUGUACGUCUUUUCCUUGUCAUAA